Molecule: messenger RNA, 585 nt
Organism: Eimeria tenella
Lineage: Eukaryota; Apicomplexa; Conoidasida; Eucoccidiorida; Eimeriidae
Exons: 2
Coding region: 1-585 (194 amino acids)
Source: RefSeq, a predicted model, not a curated record
AUGAAGUCUUCCUGGAAUCCUCAAGAUGGGAGCUCCGUCGAAGUAGCUGGCGAAUCUUUCCGCCUCCAAAGUCGCCGAAGAUAUCACCAAACGGAAGUCCUCCCGGUACCUGCAGCAGCAGCAGCAGCAGCAGCAGCAGCGGGGCUGCAGCAGCGGCGGCGGCGGGGGCGCGCUGCAGCAGCAGGUGCACUGCCCCUCCUCCCCUCCCAGCAGCAGCAGCAGCAGCAGCGGCACGUGUACUGCCCCUCCUCCCCUCCCCAGCAGCAGCAGCAGCAGCAGCAGCAGCAGCAGAAGGGCCAGCAGCACGUCGGUGUGCAGCGUGCGCUCGUGGGCCUCGUCCACCAUAACAGCAGCAUAUUGCUGCAGCAGCGGAUCGCCAAUAAACUCCCGCAGCAGCAUGCCAUCCGUCAUGUACUUCAGCUGCGUCUUCGCGCUGCUGCAGUCUUCAAAACGAAUCGUGUAGCCCACCUGCAGCAGCAGCAGCAGCAGCAGCAGCAGCAGCAAAGGCGGCCAGUGGGAGGUGCGAUUUCCCUCUGCGCAGCCACAGGGGUCGGCGCUGGCCAUAUCGCAGGCAGCUACAGCUAG